CUGAAAAAAUGAGAAUGGAGAAGCUGAGAGCCACCGGUCGUUUUCUCAGAAACUCACCCAAAGUUUCAGUCUUUGAUCGGCGAUUGAGCUCUAAUUCCGGCAAGUCAAUCCACAGCUCCGCUUCAGGUUAUGGGAAUGGCUUUGGCAAGAAAUGCAGAGAUGAUGUUACGCGCAAGUGGAAUGUUAGGACAUGUUUUGGCUUGUAUGGAUAUCAGGGGAAAAAUUUCAGGGAUUGUAUGGAAAGGGGUGUUCUUGAGGAUACAAGGAGAAGAAUCCAGCAUCGAGGUUUUGGUUCGCUGCCCGAGAAGGUGCAGAGGAAUGCUUCUUUUUCGACGUUGAAUUCUGAUGAUAUUAGCUAUUUCAAGGGGAUAUUAGGUGAGAAGAAUGUAGUUGAGGAUGAAGAGAGGCUGGCUAUUGCUAAUACAGAUUGGAUGCACAAGUACAGAGGCUCUAGUAAGCUUCUGCUGCAACCCCGGUCCACUGAGGAGGUCUCACAGAUUCUUAAAUACUGUAAUUCCAGAAACUUGGCUGUUGUUCCUCAAGGUGGAAAUACUGGUCUUGUGGGCGGAAGUGUUCCUGUUUUUGAUGAAGUGGUUGUCAAUAUGAGUUUGAUGAAUAACGUAAUAUCUUUUGACAAGGUGAGUGGUAUACUCGUAUGCGAGGCAGGAUGCAUAUUGGAAAAUCUGAUUACUUUCUUGGAUAACCAAGGAUUUAUUAUGCCACUGGACUUAGGUGCGAAAGGAAGCUGCCAGAUUGGUGGAAACGUUUCAACCAAUGCGGGUGGUUUGCGCCUUGUGCGCUAUGGAUCACUUCAUGGAACCGUACUUGGUCUGGAAGUUGUUUUGGCUAAUGGUGAUGUUCUUGACAUGCUUGGGACUUUACGGAAAGAUAAUACUGGAUAUGACCUAAAGCAUUUGUUCAUAGGAAGUGAAGGAUCUUUGGGAAUUGUGACCAAGGUUUCCAUACUUACCCCUCCAAAGUUAUUUUCAGUGAAUGUAGCUUUCCUCGCAUGCCAAGACUACUUUAGCUGCCAGAAACUUCUAGUGGAAGCAAAGAGAAAACUUGGGGAGAUUCUAUCUGCUUUUGAAUUCUUGGAUAGCCAUGCUCUGGAUUUGGUUCUGAAUCAUUUGGAUGGCGUUCGCAAUCCAUUACCUCCCACAAUUCACAACUUUUAUGUUUUGAUUGAGACAACGGGCAGUGAUGAAACUUAUGAUAGAGAGAAGCUUGAAGCCUUCCUAGUUUAUGCCAUGGAAGGUGGUUUGAUUUCUGAUGGAGCUAUAGCACAAGACAUAAACCAAGCAUCAGCAUUCUGGUAUAUACGCGAGGGAGUCCCAGAAGCAUUGAUGAAAGCUGGUGCUGUUUACAAAUAUGAUUUAUCAUUACCUGUUGAAAAGAUGUACGAUCUUGUAGAUGAAAUGAGAACACGACUUGGUGAUUCAGCUAAUGUAGUUGGAUAUGGCCAUCUUGGAGAUGGCAAUCUGCAUCUUAAUGUUUCAACUCCACAGUAUGAUGAUAAGACUUUGGCACAAAUUGAACCCUUUGUUUACGAGUGGACAUCUGCGCAUCGUGGAAGCAUUAGUGCAGAGCAUGGCCUUGGACUGAUGAAAGCUAAUAAGAUUUUCUACAGCAAGCCAACUGCUACUGUGAACCUGAUGGCUUCCAUCAAGAAGAUGCUGGACCCAAAAGGAAUACUCAACCCCUAUAAAGUUCUUCCGCACUCAAUUGAUUCUCACAGCUGAAGUAAGAAACAUCACUUGGGAUUUGUGAAUACUCUUUUUGAUCCUUAAUGUUCACAUAGAGGACUAAUUAUCAUGGGAUACAUUUUCUGAAGAUUAGGUUUUGAUAGUCAUGAGAUCUCAUGUAAACAAAAGUGGGAAAUAAACUAUCCCGAGUUGUAACUACCAGCUAUGUAGUUCAAGCAUAGUAUCUUGAUCAGUCUGGCCUCCAUAACCAUAAUGCUCGCCUCCAGUUGUAAUGGUUUUUCCUUGUUCCUAUCUUUAAUCGUGUCAUAUACGAACAAUUCGACUAAGAUAAACAUGUGUAAAUAGCUAUUAAAAUUUGAAAUGACAUGAUUCUGUAGGCGAAGCUUGUUAUUCCUAGACA
This is a messenger RNA of Rosa rugosa (rugosa rose), 2103 nucleotides long. Its product is annotated as D-2-hydroxyglutarate dehydrogenase, mitochondrial. The record is from RefSeq and is a predicted model, not a curated record. Gene Ontology annotation, cellular component: mitochondrion. Bases 9 to 1739 code for a protein of 576 amino acids. NCBI's taxonomy places the organism in Eukaryota, Viridiplantae, Streptophyta, Magnoliopsida, Rosales, Rosaceae. Gene Ontology annotation, molecular function: catalytic activity; FAD binding. The transcript has 15 exons.